AUAAAAUCUCACUUCAUUUCUUUAUUUAUUUUUUAAUUCUUUUUUUCAUUUUCAUCAAUCAACAUUUAAUUUUCUUUCUCCAUCAUAAUUAAUUCUUCUUUCAGAUUAACCACCAAAGACUUUAUUGUGAUAAACAAUUUGUGAUUCUUUUCAACAGAUCAACAGACUAAUUAACUAAUAGUGAUCGCGUUUCAAUCACCAUAUUCAGUCUUCCAUCUCUCUCAUUGAUGGAUUAAUCUUCCAAUAAACACUCGGAAUCACCAGAACUCUAGUCUGUUCACUGUUUCAAUUUCACUACCUGUUAAUUGACUCUCAUAUUUGCUAAAUCAGUGAAAAGGCUGCAAUCAACGGUUCAUUGAAUUUCGUUCAAAAUUUUCAAUCGAUUAAUCAAAGAAACAGUAAAUUAAACAAUAGUGCCAAGAUCAGAAAAUUAUUUACUUUUCUGUGCCUUCAUAUUACUCUUAUAAGAGGUGUUUUUUUUCCAACAACAAUUUAAUUGGUCUCCAUUUAAUCACCUGACUUGAUUCUGUGAAAUUAUGUGUUUCAAUUCAUCGGCUACUACCAACACUUAAAAUCUUUACAUCAUAUAGGAGAUUCCAACCAGUACAUCUUUAUGGUCUGUGUGUAGUUUUUGGUUAUAAACUUUGAUUUUUUUUUUUGGACAAAAGACAAAACAAUAUGAGUGACAUGAUUGUUCAGUGUUUCACUUGCUGUGUAACUCAACAAACACGAUCGAAGAGGCGUAGAAGAAUUGAUAGAUCCAUGAUUGGAAGCCCUACGAAUUUCAAACACACCGCUCAUGUUGGAUUUGGAGAAAUGUCAUCUCAUAUUGAUGAUCUCCAAAAUCAACUGGCAUCUAAAGGAGGCUACGAAUAUGCAAUGCCUGUUAGUGUAAAAUAGCAAUUAUCAUCCAUCUAUCAAUAUUUAACUACGUUUUUAACCGAUUCAAAAUCAUCUAAAAUAAUUUCUCCCUGCUACAUGAAAAGAAAAUUAACUCAUUCUCUUAGGAAUAAAAAGCCAACACAAUUAAACCAAAUUCUCUUCGAUUCUUGGUCAACACCUAAUCCACCGUUCAUUUGGGCCCUCAGAAUCUUUAUCCUAAUAAUAGAAUCAAUUCAAUCACCAACACCAACAAUCAGAUUUAUAAGAAGACAACAAACAAACGGACAACCACAUAUACCAUAAAUUUCAUCUCAUUGAAGGAUUUCCAGUGAUGCCAAAAAAACCUUGGAGUAACUUUAAAACUUUGGUCUCUCUCUCUCGUUUGUCGAGCUGCAAAAUCGGAUCAUUUAUUGGGCCUAAAAAGUUUUUCGCCAUUCUCACAACCUUUUCUAAAGCGUUAAAGUAACAAUCCUCACCAUUUAUGACCUUUUUUAUCGUUGGUUUUAUCGUAAUGAUGAUGUCAAUUCUUACAUUGAAAGAAACCAAUUAAUAUGCAUACGUAUGAAUAAGCAUAAUAUCUCAUGAAAAUGUGCCUCUUUUGGUCCAAAUCUCUUCCAAUUUUCAGUUGGUUUUCAUUUUCUUCUUUUUUUCUAUUGAUUACCUGAAUAUAUCCUACCUGUGGCUGCUGCUGCUCAUCAUCUCAAUCACAUUAUCAUCUCCGUUGAACUUACUUGAUAAAGAAACAAAGAAACAUCAUCUUCCUAUUCACCACAAUACAAAAAAGUUGAUGAGUCCAUUGAGCUCUAGUCUUCAACACGGGUGCUUAGUGGAUCUAAAGUGACUCAAAGAUGUAGAUACAAUUAACAAAGAGAUAUAACAACAAGAAAGAAAGAUGAAACUGUGAAAACAUCAAAACUCAAGCCAUAUGAUAAAAUUAAUUGUGUGUUAAAAAAGGAAACCCAAAAAUCAACUUGAUCAUCUAUUAUGAAAUUAGUCAACAUAUUGUUUUCCCAUUAUCAUCAUCAUCAUAAUCAUCACCCAUCAACAACAAUUUAACCUUGUUCACUACUUACAACAAUCAAAGGAGUUUCCAUGUUACAAUAAUAUUAUAAAAAGGGAAUCUACUACAAUAUAUUAUAUAUAUAUAAAUGUUAUCAAUUGCAGUUUAAAUUAUCAACAUUAAUUUACUUGAAAAAGGAUACCUGAUAUUGAAGCAACGAAACCGAAAUUAAAUCCAAUUACUACACACAAGAGACAAUUAGUUACCUAAACGUGAUAAAAGAUUUGUUGAUAUUGGAACUAAUAUUUUACCUUUGGAUUCUUCUCAAUUUCUCUUUCAUUCACUUUCUCCUAUCAUCAUUAUCAUCUUCAUCCUCUCAUCAAAAGCCAUCAUCUUAUAUUAUUAUUAUAAAUAGUUAUAUUACAACACACUAAUUAAUUAAAUUUGAUUCUCUCGAUGACAUUCAUGGAAAAACGAAAACCCUAACUUACUUGUACUAAAAACAAACUGUUAUUAUUAUAUUGUGGAUUUGAUUGAUUAACUAAAUUGCUCCACUGAUUUAGAGACAGAAAA
This is a messenger RNA of Panonychus citri (citrus red mite), 2455 nucleotides long. It is a transcript of the gene Spec2, whose product is annotated as CDC42 small effector protein 2-like. Gene Ontology annotation, cellular component: plasma membrane. Lineage: Eukaryota; Metazoa; Arthropoda; Arachnida; Trombidiformes; Tetranychidae. The transcript has 6 exons. Gene Ontology annotation, molecular function: small GTPase binding. The coding region runs from base 679 to 900 and encodes 73 amino acids. Gene Ontology annotation, biological process: regulation of Rho protein signal transduction. The record is from RefSeq and is a predicted model, not a curated record.